Paramacrobiotus metropolitanus is the source of this 1344-nucleotide messenger RNA. RefSeq names its product annexin A2-like. NCBI's taxonomy places the organism in Eukaryota, Metazoa, Tardigrada, Eutardigrada, Parachela, Macrobiotidae. The coding region runs from base 164 to 1150 and encodes 328 amino acids. The transcript has 8 exons. Gene Ontology annotation, cellular component: cytoplasm. The record is from RefSeq and is a predicted model, not a curated record. Gene Ontology annotation, molecular function: calcium ion binding; calcium-dependent phospholipid binding.
UUAUAGUUGUACUUGACAUUCGAUGGGGCGUUCAGUUGUGCAGCAGCAGCUGGUCGUGUUCUUCUCCUAACACCUGAAGAUUAUCUUCGUCGUGCGCGUACUGUGCAUCGGCUGGCUGGUAUCCUGCUCGCAUUAAUCAUUAUAUAAAAAACCUUAACCGGAAAUGGAAUCAGCCGACUGGCCCACUGUGUAUCCGCAUCAGCAUUUCAACCACGUGCAGGAUGCGGAAGACAUUGAGAAAGCCGUUAAAGGAAAAGGUUGCGAUGAGCAAGCGGUGAUCGACAUUUUAUGCAAUCGCACCUUCAAACAAAGACAAGCGAUUGCUCAAGCUUAUGAACAGCGAUUUCGAAAGGAACUGAUUUCGGUGUUGAAAUCGGAGACAUCCGGCGAUUUCGAAGAUGUGAUCGUUACGCUGAUGCAGUCACCGGCUCUAAACGAUGCCAUUAUGUUGCACGAUGCGGUCAAGGGUAAAGACCACACCCUGCUGAACACCAUUGCCUUUACGCGCACCAACGAACAGCUGCAUCAAAUCCAAGAAGUCUAUCGCUCCAAAUUUAACACCGAUGCAGUUGAGGAUGUGCGAAAGGUUACAAAUGGAGCAUACGAACAGCUGCUGGUCGCCUGUCUAUCGGGUGGCCGGGAUCAAGAGCACGCUGAACGCGGCUACGAUGUGCUGGCCGACGCGCGGGCGCUGUUCGAAUCCGGUCCCAAGCGACCCGGCACCAACAUGGGCACAUAUGUCGGCAUUUUCGCCACGCGCAGCUUCGUGCAUCUGCGCAAGGUUUUCCAGCGUUUCCAGAUGGUGGCCAAGAUGACCAUCGAGCAGGCCGUCAUUGACGAGAUGAAGGGAGAUGACGAGAAAGGAUUUUUGGCGCUAAUCAAAGUGAUUAAAAAUAAAGCGGAAUUUUUCUGCGAUCAACUUGUGGGAGCCACCAAAGGAUUGGGAACCAACGAGAAGAAGCUGAAUUUCGUCAUCGUCUCCCGUUCCGAAGUGGAUCUGGGUCGCAUUGCCGACGAAUAUCAACGGCUUCACAAGCAAUCCCUGGAAAAACUGAUCGAGGCUGAAACAUCUGGAGACUAUAAAAAAGCGCUACUGGCACUUGCGCGCGGAAACGCCAUCAAAAUCCCCAAAGACUUCCGCAAACAGUAAUGCAAUCGCGCUACAAUCAUUCCCUUCGUGCCGCAAAUGCGCGGGAAAAUUCACAAGAAAUGCAUUUGCAUUUAUUUUACCAUAAUUGCAAUUGGGAUUGCGCAAUCUUUUAUUAUUUUGCCGCGCUUGGUUUAUUGUGUACGUGCAAUGCCGAACUGCUGUUCUGCUGGCAAAAAUUAAACCUCUUUUCGGCA